UCAGUGACAGUGUGUCAAUGGCCGCAGAUGCAUCGGAAAGGAAGGCUCUGAGAUACAAGCAGACCCUGCUCUAUGGGGAGUACCAAGAGAACCAAGGAGGCUCUGGCAGACGGGAGGCCACACGCCUGCUGACAGAGAGACAGAUCAAGAAACAUGGCAACCAUCACCACAGCCACGGCAAGACACGACAUGGCCGGCGCAGCCAUGGUCAAAAUGGAUACCACAGUAGGCAUCAACACAGCUACCACAGCAGACAUAGGAACAGGCGUCAGUCCAACAUGGAGGCGGGGGAUGAACGAGACGAGCAAACAGCUGAACCUGACCUCACGUCCUCUAUAAAGAAGAAACGCUCCUACUCCAAAUGUAGAGACUGCAUAGCACGGGUGCAGCGAUUCCUUGUGACCAGGUUAGGAGAGGACUGGAUCUUCCUUGUUCUGCUGGGCAUCACAAUGGCACUGGUCAGCUGGACAAUGGACUAUGCAAGUGCAAAGAGCCUGCAAGCCUAUAAAUGGAUUUAUGGGGAGCUGAGGGGAAACAUCCCCCUGCAGUACCUGGCUUGGGUUUCAUAUCCCCUGAUCUUCAUCCUGUUCUCCUCCCUCUUCUGUCACCUGGUCGCUCCUCAAGCUAUCGGUUCUGGCAUCCCAGAGCUGAAGACCAUCCUGAGAGGUGUGGUGCUAAAGGAAUAUUUAACUCUCAAGGCCUUUAUUGCCAAAGUCAUUGGUCUGACUGCAGCUCUGGGCAGCGGGAUGCCUGUAGGCAAAGAGGGCCCGUUUGUUCACAUCGCCAGUAUCUGUGCUGCAGUUCUCAGCAGGUUCAUGUCCUUCUUUUCAGGAGCUUAUCAGAAUCCAUACUGCUAUACAGACAUCCUGACAGUGGGCUGUGCUGUUGGGGUUGGCUGCUGCUUUGGUACUCCACUUGGAGGUGUACUCUUCAGUAUAGAGGUAACAUCCACAUACUUUGCUGUGAGGAACUACUGGAGAGGAUACUUUGCUGCUACAUUUAGUGCCUUCAUAUUCAGAGUGUUAUCCGUGUUCAACAAAGACGCAGUAACCAUCACUGCUCUGUUCAGGACAAACUUCCGUAUGGAUUUCCCUUUUGACCUGCAGGAGCUGCCAGCAUUUGCCAUCAUUGGGAUCUCCUGUGGGUUCUUGGGGGCGUUCUUCGUCUAUCUCAACAGACAGGUUGUGCUGUUCAUGAGACGGCCCAACGCCAUGACCCGCUUCCUGACCAAACACCGGCUGGUCUUCCCUGCUGUGGUAACCCUGGUCAUUGCCACCUUGACCUUCCCACCUGGGUUUGGACAGUUCAUGGCAGGAGAGCUGAUGCCGAGAGAGUGUAUCAACUCCCUGUUUGACAACUUUACGUGGACAAAGAUUUCAGGAUCUCCUCCUCCGGUUGGUCUGGGCCUCUCUGCUGCCUGGCUGCACCCUGAUGUCAGUGUCUUUCUCAUCCUGCUGCUCUUCUUAUUCAUGAAGUUCUGGAUGUCCGCAGUGGCCACCACCAUGCCCAUUCCAUCUGGGGCCUUCAUGCCUGUUUUCAUACUGGGAGCUGCAUUCGGCCGGCUGGUAGGGGAGAUCAUGGCCACCCUGUUUCCUCAUGGGAUCGUGUUUGAUGGCAUCCUUUACCGUAUCAUCCCUGGAGGGUACGCAGUCAUUGGAGCGGCAGCUUUGACUGGGGCUGUGACUCACACGGUGUCCACGGCAGUUAUCUGCUUUGAACUGACAGGCCAGAUCUCCCACAUCCUGCCCAUGAUGGUGGCAGUAAUCCUGGCCAACAUGGUGGCCCAGGGCCUGCAGCCCUCCCUGUAUGACUCCAUCAUCCAGGUCAAGAAGCUACCGUACCUGCCGGAGCUCGGCUUCGGACACAUAAGCCAGUACAACAUCUUUGUAGAAGACAUCAUGGUGAGGAAGGUGAAGUUCAUAUCGUCCAAGUCCACAUACAGAGAAGUCAAACUCCUGCUGGACUCCUCCUCCAUCAGUUCAAUCCCACUGGUCGACUCAAAAGAUUCUAUGAUCCUAUUGGGCAGCAUUGACAGGUUGGAGCUUUUGGCUCUCUGUGAUUGGUGGUUGUCACCAGAGAGAAGGCUCCUGAUGCAGGGUCAGAGUCUACAGGAGCAGAACCAAUCUCAGAAACACAGCUGGGAGUCCUUCGCCUUCGUAGAUGAGGAGGAAGACGAGGACGGAGAGAAGGGCAGCCCAUUGCAGGAGGAGAGAAACGGCCCCCUGCCUCCUCCGAAGCCUCAGGAGCCCUCCUCAAACCACACUGCUCCUGUUUCCGAAAAAGGUCCUCUUCAGUCUGUGAGGAAAACACUCAGGAAUCUCUUCACCUCUGAGAACAGAAAGACAGACGGACAGUCACAGGAGCCCUGUCCUCCUCCCCUGUCAGACACAAUGACACCAGAGGAGAUCAAAGCAUGGGAAGAGGCAGAGAUGGACAAGCCGAUGGAAAUCGAUGAGAUACGAAUAGACCCUUCCCCUUUCCAGCUGGUUGAGAGAACAUCAUUGCACAAGACCCACACCUUAUUCUCACUGCUGGGGCUUAGUCACGCUUAUGUGACCAGUAUCGGCAAACUGGUGGGAGUGGUGGCUCUGAAAGAGCUCCAGAAAGCCAUCGAGGGCUCCACGCGCUCUGGUGUCCGGCUCCGUCCUCCCCUCGCCAGCUUUCGCGACAUCAACAACCACAACUCUGUCUCUAAACCUCCACCUUCUUCUCCCGCUGUGCCUUCCUCUCCGACCUCCACCUCUGCUCCCUCAACUACGACUGCUCCCCAACCUCCAUCCCCCUCUCCCCCGCACCACCACCACCACCACCAUCAUCUUCAUUACCACGAGAAUGAAAGAGAGGUGUGGAUCGAGGGCGUGACGAUGGAGGUGGAGGACAGCAGCAGCUGUAGCGCGGGAAGUGGCGGUGUUAGCAGCAGCACUGGGGCCUGCAGCUCACCCAGUGGGAGCUGCAGCUACAACAGCAACCUCACCCUCCCUCCCUCCACUACUCCACCCCCAGUCCCCUCUUCCUCCACUCCUCCUCUUCCUCCUUCUCCUCCUCCCUCCCCCGGCCUGAGACCCUUACAGAGACUCCUUGAGGGGGAUGAAGACAGUGAUGAUGAGCCAAUGGUUUAGAUAAGACAAGAGUGUUGGUUAUGUUUUUUAUAAUGGAAAACUUUUUUAAUGGUUUGAGUUUUUUCUUUUGUUCUUAAUUUGUUGCUCCGGUCUUUGGACACUCAUUUACCUCUUUUUGUCACCACUUAGGUAGAGAAAAGAUUUGUUUGCUUGAAGCUGCGCUGAGCUAGGCUUAACUCUUCUUGUUUUGAGGACAGUUUAUCCCACACUUACUGACUGUCUGCUCAUUUCACAGACCUUCGCCCACCACAGCUCUCUGUCUUUCCUUAAUAAGCUCUGUAUGUGUGUGUGUUUUGAUACUUUUCCUGCCUCAGUUCCUUCUCAUUUUCUCUUUCUAGUUGUUUUUCACAGAGUCUCAAGGGUUCAAACAAAGUAGCUUGUACCCUUGCCACUGAUAUCAGCUAUUUCAAAUUUUUACACCAAAAAACCCCAGCAUUACGACAACAAUAGCAACCAAAGCUGACCAUUAAAAGGCUGAAGAAUGAAUUAUUUUACUGUUAGUGGCUCCUGAAGGUAACAUAACUAACUCCUAGUUUGCUCAUUUUCUGGUUCAUACUUGCAUUUUGUAGAGAUGCAGCGAUUUUGAAAUGAUGGGCCGAUAGUGAUAUUAAUGUUUAAAUAACAACUGGCUGAUACCAAUACGGAUGUUUUUAUGUUGUUUUGUUGUUGUUAUUUAUGCCCCCUUUUGUGCCAGGGAAACAAAAAAAUAUACACUAUAAAAAUAGCCAUUCAGCCCUUCAUUACACUACCUUUGAAUAAGCACGAAUGUAGUCAUACAAAUUUAUGAAACAACCUUUAAUAUAACUUGUCAUAGAACAUCUUUUGAAACAAUAAAUGCCUCAAAAGCAUUUUUACUUCAUAUAAUAUGACAUUUCUUUAGUAUCUAUUUUAUAUUGCUGCAAAAACAUCAAAAAAUUUCUCCUUCAAAGAGCUAUUUUUAUUCAAGUUUCCCACCAAAAGUUACAUUUUUUUUACAUGAGAACAUUAUAAUUUACCCCUGCCAUCUCGUCACAGAACAGUGACAUUACAGAGCCCGUUUGCCAAAUAGUCUUUGUAUUCUUCUUGUGCCUGCUCAUUGUUUUAAGUUUGUGGUAAACAACGGCAACAGUGCUGACAGAGCUAACAGUGUUAAAUAGGAGGGAGUUAGAGAGUGGGUGAUACAAUUCUACAGUGAUGCCAUCCCGAUAUCAGUGGUAACUGCCGUAAGAGCACAGUGCAAAAUGGUAGCAAUAAGCAAACCAGCAAGAUUCACACAUACAGGUGAAGACAUUUGUUACAAGCUGACGUCAGCUUGUCUCGAAAGAAGAAAAAACGUUGGAAACAGAGAAUUUAGAAGUUUUACACGCAUUUACCUCAUUUGAAAGUUUGUUUGAUAUGAACAUCCAACAUUGUUACAUUACAUAAAUAUAUAUGACAAAAAAGAAGGGAAAGCAUAAUAGGUCUCCUUUUAGUAUCAUGAAGAAUUCACUUAAAAAAAUAUAACAGAAGAAUAAAUGUAUAAUGCAAUGCCAUACACUGCAUUGUCCCACUUUGGAUUUUGAUUGAUGAGGCACAUCUCUGUGUCACAGUGGUUUCCAGCACCACAUAUGUUGGAUAUUUGUAUUUUUAUUAACAUAAUAGGAAGAGUAAUCCAAACCUGCGCUGCCCAGAAGUGAACCCAGUAAACUCCAGCACAGCGGUUGUGUUACCUGAUCGUUUAUGUGUCUUUAAAAAAAAGAGUUUUAUCGGAUGAGAGCAGGAGUUAUUGAUUUUCUGAACUGGCAGCAGACCAUCUGGAUAGCAGCAGACUAAUGGAGCUGCUCAGUCCGCUGUGGAAGAUUGGCCGAAGCCCCAAAACGACCUCCAAAUUGCGUGCUGACCUUGUAAAUGCAGCCUCAGAGCUCAUCUCAUCACGGUUAAGUUGAUAGAUGGUUCAGCUAAAGGCGGCUGACAACAGCCCAAUCUGGCUGUGAAGGACCAUUUUUUUCCCCCUCUUCCCUAAUAAGGAUGCCUUCCAGAUUUUGCAGAAAUCCCACAUGACCACUUUACUUUUUUAUUUAAUAAUGAUGAGGAUAAUGUUGCACAAAUAAACAACACAAGCCUUUCAUUCCAAAUUAUGACAUGAUUCAUGCUCCAAAAACAGUGACAAUACAAAGUGAUGACUAACUGUCAAGAUGGUGAGAGACAGCUGACAUUUUCUUACAUAACAUCUAUGUUAAAUGAAGAUGCAGAUGUAUGUUGACAGAGAGAUAUUUGCCAAUCAGUGCAUUAAUUAGCUUUAUGAAUUCCCUCAUUAGCAAAGCUGUUUAAUAUAGACCUGACUGUUGAAGCUGUUCAUGUGACAUGUCCUUCUCUCAGCAGCUACCACAGUGAUGAUUUUUAUUCUAGUUCUUAAAAACUUAAGGGAAACCACAGGACUGCAAAUGUCAUUACUCAGCCCCACAGAUGACCAUUUCUAUACCAAUUACUCACCCUGUGUAACACUUAAUUUAUGAAGAAAACUUGCCUCUACAGUGAACGGAGAAUCCAAAAACAGAGAUUUUUUUUAAGGAUUGAAGUCAUGGAGAUUGUUUAACAGCAGCAAAAUAUCAAAACAUCUCAUUAAAAAAUCUCACACAAUUCUUGCAGUAUAAUCCAAGUCUCAUUUAUCCAGUCGUACACUCAGCACUUCCUAAACAGGCAGCCCUUUCUAACAAGGAACAAACUGUUCGUCUUUGAAAGGGUAAGUUUGGAUUCACCAAAGUCAUAUAAUAACACAAACUAACUGAUUGAGGCAGUGGCAGACAAGCAGCUCCUGUGUUCAGCUCGGUAAAAAGACUAUAUUUGUCAGUGGAGUCUGGCUUUGAAGAGAGCAAAGAUAAGUUUCACUUUCAGUUCAGUUCCCUGUUGCAAAGGGCUGUCUGUUUGAUAAGCACUGAGCAUACCACUGGAUAAAUGAGACUUGGAUUAUAUUGCAAAAGUUGUGUGAGCAUUUUUAAUAGAUGUUUAAUAUAGUUUUGAUGUUGUUAAACACGGACCCCUGUAAAUUCAGUUCAUUCCAAAUUUUUCAGUUUAUUCAUUCAGUAGAGGCAUACAAGAAAAAAGGUUUCUUCAUAAUUUCAUCAUAACAUAGGGUGAGUAACUGAUCCACAAAUGGUCAUUUGAGAGCCGAAGUAUUUGUCUAAUAACUGUAUUUGAGUUGUUGAACUUUUCUCCUUGUGCUGCACCCUUCCUUUUCAUUUCUCCCUCCGUCUCCUCUUACACUGCCCUCAUCUCCUGGAUUCAGUUUCUCAGGUGCUGCCUUAAAAGUCUUUAAACCUUCAGAUUUCACAAAAAACAUUUUCUUUACGUCUGUGUGAAUUGAAUUGUGUGUGUCUAUUUCUUAAGAGAGCUCUGUACCCGUGUAAGUGGGAAUAUCUUUUGUCUGUCUGUGGUUGUGGUUUCAUAUAUUUAUUUAUUUAUCUAUCUCUUAGUAGAGUCAAAUGUUAUCUUCAAAUUUAUAAAACUGUGAAAGAUGUAGCAAAAUAAAGUUUUAUAAAGUGAAAUGCUUUAA
Epinephelus fuscoguttatus (brown-marbled grouper) is the source of this 6630-nucleotide messenger RNA. It is a transcript of the gene clcn1a, whose product is annotated as chloride channel, voltage-sensitive 1a. Gene Ontology annotation, cellular component: membrane. Gene Ontology annotation, molecular function: voltage-gated chloride channel activity. The record is from RefSeq and is a predicted model, not a curated record. Lineage: Eukaryota; Metazoa; Chordata; Actinopteri; Perciformes; Serranidae. The transcript has 24 exons. Gene Ontology annotation, biological process: transmembrane transport; chloride transport. Bases 18 to 3119 code for a protein of 1033 amino acids.